UGGUUUCUUGCAUUAUGUAAUGAUGAAAUAAGUAUAAUUGUUUGUCAGUGUCAAACCACCGCUCGUCAGUGAAACAUAUGGCUCUACAACGAGACAAAAAUAUGCGUCCUUAAAGAUUGAAACUUUUAAACUUUUACCAGAAAACGUGCUGGGAACUUCAAUCUAGAAAAUGAAGAUUUUAGAAGCUUUAUCAUUUGGUUUGGUAGUGCUUUCAGUGAUUCUCUCUGGUGUCGACAGUAUUAAAAUAGCUCCUCCUAAUCCACCACAACACCCCUGCCAUAGUAUCAGAUGCGCCCCUGGCCAUUCAUGUACUCUGACUCGGCGCCCCUGUCUUCCAUUCAUGAGGUGUGGAGAAGUUCCCUCCUGUAUACCUACAUCCAACAUUCAGAGAAGAAAAGACGACCCUUCCAGUUUUCAGGCAUAUUGGCAUUCCAAACAAAGCAAAACAAAUGUUCAUACAGCCUCUAAUUCUGCAGUCAGCAGUAUAGAUAGACCGGAGAAGAACAUUAAAGUUCUGGUUAAAGGUCUCUCUACACCAACUAUAGUUCAGAAACCAUUUGUUGAGAAAUCUGGGAUGAAACCUAUAAACCCAACAACAGUCCUGAUAGAUAGAGAACAGGCAAGACAAGACCCUCUCGUCUUCCUGUCUACCAAGGAGUUAAUUGCUAAAAAGAUGGAUUCAGACCGUGAUGUUGACCAGAAUAUGAAACAAGACAGAAUUCUAUCUCUCUUCCAUACUUUAAGGCAUGCGAAACCAUUCUUCAGAGUUUUAGGACCGGGACUCAAACAGAAACUGGGAACUAGAAGAACUGAUAUUGACCCGGAGUUUAUGACAAGUGAGGGAUUAAAACAACCUCAGCCCAACAUACAGGACGAAUAUGGAACUUUGGCACGAAAGCAGGAAACCAUUCUUGAUAUUUCACAGAACAAGAAUAGGGAAGCCGAAUAUAAAGAAGCAAUGAAGGUUCUUCUAAACCAAGCGGAAACUAAUAAAGUUGUUCUCAAGUAUGAUGGCUUUGAACCAAAAGAAAAAGAAAAAACGAAAGAAAAAGUAAAGAAAGCUUUGUUGAACGUUGGAUCAGGGGCUCCUCACAGUUUACAAGAAUACUUGGAUAACAAAUAUUCAAAAUAUCCAAAAAGAUCUUCGCCACUCGUCCUUUCAGGACAAAAGUCCAAAAAUAGGUUGGAUACCUUCCUUCCGUUCAAACCCAACCAAUUUAACCAUCAACCAAGACCAAAUGUUCCUAAGUACCCUGGUCCAAAAGUAAAUAAAUAUUUAAUAAAACCAAUUAAACAAAAUAUUCAUUUGAAUGAAGUUGCAGCAAAUGCAAACGUACUUUCUUCGUUAAAUUUUGGCAUUCCAUCCGUCCCAUCUCCAGGUUAUAGACAAUCAGGUCUAGCUCUAGGUGCAAAACUAUCCGUCCCAUCUCCAGGUUCUAAACUAUCAGUCCUAGCUCCAGGUGCAAAACCAUCCAUCCUAGCCCCAGGUUUAUCCGUCCUAUCUCCAGGUGCAAAACCAUCCAUCCUAGCCCCAGGUUCUAGACUAUCCGUCCUUGCUCCAGGUUCUAAACAUCGUACUGGAGAUAAAACCUCUCUUCAUCUCGGCGCAGAAUCAAGGGAAGGAUUAGAUCUAGAAAACAGGGUCAUGUCAAAGCCUGAUUUUCCUCUUCUCAACAUGAAGAUUAUCGAAGGGGAACUAGGAAAGAUUAAGGUGGCAAACCUCUCCCAUACUCUGAGAGAAAUGUGGAUGGACUUAAAACAGAAUCAGAAAAUAUUACAGAAGAUGCCUCAACAAGAAAUCCGACAGACACAGCAGCACUCUGACCAGCCUAAAAAGAUGACAGAGCUCGAUCACAUUUCUGAAACCCCAAUCACAAAAUCAAACUUUUUUGAUCUCAAUAAAUCUUCUGAAGUAGUAAAUGCAGAUGAGAAUGAAGAAUCUAAAACUGCCGAUGAAUGGUGGAAGAAUAAUGAAAUAUGGCCGAAAAGAGUAUUAGCUGUUCAAACCAAUGCUGUCGGGAAAAGAAAUACAGCUGAUAAAGACGUAGAUGGAAAUGUAAACAAUAGUCAAAAACGUUUUGGACUUGCCAAUUCAAAUCCUUCUGGCGCUGGAAACUUCGAAACUGUAAGACACGAAGAAAACGAACAAGAAAAUAAUGUGGAUGGAAAAGUUCUGGAACAUUCUUUACCAGAAAUUUACAAAAUGGACGACACAAGAUAUGUUCCAAAGAAGCAUAGAAUAUCCUUAGAAGAAUUUGAUGACCUAAGAAAGUUUGUGGAUUCAGAAUAAAAAUUCCGACUGCAACAAAAUAAAAAACCUUUUAACUAUUGAAUGAAUAAUGAAAAUUUUCUUUUUCUAGAUUUUGCUCUUAAAUCACAUUUGUUUCUUGCCAUGAGUAAAACUGUUUUAACUCUAGUUCUUAUUAAAGAUGUUGUUUUUUAAGAAAUACUAGCUGAAAGGCCCGGCAUUGCACUUAAAAUUUUUUUUUUGUUGAAAAAAUCGUUUUUUAGCCUAUAUCACCCCCAGGCUGCCCAUGAGUGUCCACAAAAAAUGUCUGCCCAUUCGGUCCAGCCGUUUGGCCGGCCAGAGGGAACAUGUAUAUGAAUG
Eurytemora carolleeae is the source of this 2608-nucleotide messenger RNA. RefSeq lists its product as uncharacterized. Lineage: Eukaryota; Metazoa; Arthropoda; Copepoda; Calanoida; Temoridae. The transcript is spliced from 16 exons. The record is from RefSeq and is a predicted model, not a curated record. The coding region runs from base 170 to 2290 and encodes 706 amino acids.